Messenger RNA from Girardinichthys multiradiatus, 3206 nucleotides. It is a transcript of the gene bag3, whose product is annotated as BCL2 associated athanogene 3. Gene Ontology annotation, molecular function: protein-folding chaperone binding; adenyl-nucleotide exchange factor activity. NCBI's taxonomy places the organism in Eukaryota, Metazoa, Chordata, Actinopteri, Cyprinodontiformes, Goodeidae. The coding region runs from base 89 to 1693 and encodes 534 amino acids. The record is from RefSeq and is a predicted model, not a curated record. The transcript has 4 exons. Gene Ontology annotation, biological process: protein stabilization; muscle cell cellular homeostasis; negative regulation of striated muscle cell apoptotic process. Gene Ontology annotation, cellular component: membrane; cytoplasm; nucleus.
ACAUUAACCCCUGCUAUUUCCAGAAACUUCCAGCCCACUUCCCCACGUCACCAGUGGGAAUCUUUAAAGCGACCGUCGCCCGUAUAAAAUGUCUCAUUACUCUGCAGUCAGAAACAUGAACGCCGUGAAGACGCAGUCACCGAUAGCCACGAUGGCGAGUAACGACAGCGAGCCUCUGCCGCUGGGCUGGGAGGUGAAGAUCGACCCCCACACCGGGUGGCCCUUCUUUGUGGACCACAACAACCGAACCACCACCUGGAAUGACCCGAGACACGACACCAGAAAGAUUCGAGAAGCAUUAGCAAAUGGACCCAGUGUGCCAGCAGAAUCAAGCCCUUUCGAGCCUUCAAAGACCUUUGUGAAAGAGAUGAAGCACCCCAUUCUUCGCCCCGGUUAUGUUCCCAUCCCGGUCUACCAUGACGGAGCAGAUGUGAGGCAGCAGCAGCAUCCAUGUUACUCCUACAUCCAGCCAGUCACUGCACAAAAUGUCAGGACAGAAGGUCCGACCCCAUCCCAGACGUCAGGGAUCCUCCACGGCAGACCUAAAUCACCUUUGCUUGGACCCUCUGACACGGAGUGUGGGAAGGCCGGAUCGACAGUUUCACAAACAUCAGAGGUUAACACCGCCCCCCAUCACCAACGGCCCAGCAGCACUGGUCUCCAGCCCGGGUAUAUCCCCAUCCCAGUGAUCCACGAGGGUGGAGGGGGCCAAACAGCGCCUCACACGAAUCCCUCCGUCUACACUCAACGUGUUCCCUACUCUGAACAUCAGCAGCCCUUUCACCGCCUUCAGUCAGAGGACUGGCCCAGCUACUCUGCAGGAGUACAGCCCUCUAGAGAAAGAGCUUCUCCAACUACUUUUCCCCAACAUCGCGAAGGGACGUCUGUUCACAUCCCACCUCAUGUGAGGAGUCAUUCACCUGUUAAAAUGCAGGUGAUGGGGGAAAGGCCACAAGCUCCACAGUGGGUCCUGUCAAGAGAACUGCCCCAAAAGACAGAGCAGGAGCAUGAAAACGUACAGCAGAAACUCAACAAUACGCCGGCUCCUCAAAUACCUCACAUAAAUGCGAACGUCCCGAAAUCUCAGCAACCACAGCAGCUCCAGCAACCUCAGCACUUCCAGCAGCCUCAGCAGCUCCAACAACCUCAGCACUUCCAGCAGCCUCAGCAGUUCCAGCAGGCACCACCUCAAACGCAGCACGAACUGUCGUCGCAGGCUCAGAAGCAGGAGCUACCACAACACCACAUGGCUGACAUUACAGUUCAGAUAUCUCCAAAAUCAGAAGCCCAGGAGGAACCAACUUCCCCCACAGAAGUCUCACCUGCACAGGCAGAGGCUGAGCUGGCAGCUCAGUGCCCAGUCCACCCGGGAUUGGCUAAAGUGCAGCAAAUCCUUGAAAGAGUGGCUAAAUUGGAGCAGGAAGUGAAAAGCUUCAGUGGAAAGAAAAAUGAUAAAAAAUACUUGCUACUGGAGGAGCUCUUGACCAAGAAGCUGUUGGCACUGGACUCUGUUGACCCCGAAGGCCGUGCAGAUGUACGGCAGGCGAGGAGGGAUGGAGUUCGUCGUGUGCAGACCAUUCUGGAAGAACUAGAGCAACUGGAGGAGCAGUCUGCAAUGGAUGGAGACAGUCUGACUCAGAAAGGAGAGCCCAGCAUGAUCACUGAGAAUGUUGAGAUGGCAAAGGAGAUAUAAUGACUGAACACCUCAAAAUAAAGAGGAGGAAACAAGUCUGCUCAGGCUGUCUCUCCUUUUCCUCUACCUACAGCAUUUGUGGAAGUUGCAUGCAUUGAUUCAAAGUGUUGCUAUGUCCAUUCAGCACAUAAUUGAUGGUAGCUCGGUGGAACUGUAUUGUCCAAGCCAUUGUUGUUGCCUUUUUGUUGUUUCAGUAUCUUUAAACGAAGAUUGCAUUCAUCAGUGAUUUGUUGACAACUUUGUUAAACAUAUUAUUGUUCAAGUAAGAGGCCUUUAUGAAUAAAUGGAAGAGAAACACAAGUAUUUUCUUAAGAAAUGCUAUUUGUAGUUGCCUUUUGUCUGAUUAAAUACUUUAUGAAGCUUUUCUUAAUCUAGUCAGAACAUGAGUUAGGCUUUAAAGCAGAAUGCCUGAGUCAACUCAAGCAAAUUUCUCCCAGUGAAUGCCAUCUGGUCUUGUUGGAGCUGCUUUGUCACAAAACACAGUGCAUUUGUUUACUACAUGCUGCUUUUUGGCAUAUUGCUGAUUUUGCUGUCUUUGCACUCUGCUGUUAUUGAAAAUCAGGGUUCCCGCACGGUUUUCUGUGUGGAAAUCCCAGACUUUUCCAGACUCAAAAAUGUCCAGAGUUCUCUGUUGAUUCAGAUGUUUCAACAGUGGCCAGGCUUUAAAUAUGGAACAUGCCAUAAUCAGGAGUAUGGAUGGGUGGGUGGAUGGAUGAAUGCAUAAAUGAACAGAUGGACUGUUAAACAGACGGACAGACGGAUGAACAGACUAACCAACAGAUAGAUGCAUAGACAGACAGACAGACAUAAAGGUGCGCAGAUGGAUGGAUGAAUCCAACCUUUAGACAAUAGGAGAGGCAAUAAAGUCUGGAAAUCCUAUUUUUUCCAUAUUCUGUUUUCCUUUUCCAUUCUUAUCCAGAUCUGGAAACAUUUAAAUUGUAUUCCAAACUUUUCCAGGCUGUGGAGGAAUUCUGGAAGAUGCAACAUGCUGAAAAUCAGCCACACAUCCGUUCACACUGUUUCACCGCAGCAUGUUUUCAGUUUUGUGUUAAAGUGUAAUUGUAAAUUGUUUUACUUGCUGCUGCAGACCAUGAUACCAGUAUUUCUAUGAGAUUUCUAUGAGUAUUUUUGGUACAUGAAUGUGUAAUGUCUACCAGGGGUGCGAUGUGUAUCUUACUUGAGAUGUGAGACAAUCAGCAAAUUUUAACGACUGUCAGAAUGUCAUAAACCUACCAAAGCCACAAUUUGUAAUAAGUUUCACCCAAUACGGGCCUUCGAAGCCUUAAAAAUGCCACCUCUGUUAAAAAAAACCUAAUCCAGUCUCCCAGCUCCUGGAAGUAUUUUAUUAUAACUUUCGGUGAACUAAUUUGCCCCUCUGAGAUUGUAAGCCAUCACAGCCUGACAUGCAUUCACAAAUUAUGGAUCGUGGCUUAGUACUCAUCAGCAGCUGGCUGAUUCAUUAAUUACAGGAAGUAACAUUUGUAUAAUUGAAAAUAAAAUGUUUUGACUGACA